This is a messenger RNA of Saccostrea cuccullata (small rock oyster), 912 nucleotides long. Its product is annotated as beta-1,3-galactosyltransferase 1-like. Gene Ontology annotation, molecular function: hexosyltransferase activity. Gene Ontology annotation, cellular component: Golgi membrane. The record is from RefSeq and is a predicted model, not a curated record. NCBI's taxonomy places the organism in Eukaryota, Metazoa, Mollusca, Bivalvia, Ostreida, Ostreidae. The annotation marks the transcript as partial. The transcript has a single exon.
CAAACCGAGGAGAUUUCCUAUAGAUUUGUUCAGGCUUACAUUAAGACCGGGAUAGUUCCACCUAUCACCCUGCCCCCUGUAGAAUGUGCUGACCAAGGUGAAAAUGUGUUUCUACUCAUAAUGGUGCCUAGCUCAGUAUCAAACUUUAAACAGAGAGAUGCCAUUCGUCAGACGUGGGGGAACGUUUCAAAAGUUACACCGACUGUUCAAGUCAACUUUGUCUUGGGUAAAAGUAAAAAUCCAGCUUUGCAAGAUUUAGCAGAAACUGAAAAACUGAUUUACAACGAUAUUAUAUUUGAAGACGUUCUAGAAACGUACGAGAAUCUUACAAGAAAAUCUAUAGCUAUUUUACGUUGGACGGUUUCAUUUUGCAACCGAGCUCGUUACCUUUUAAAGAUUGACGAUGAUAUAUUCUUAAAUCUUCCCAGACUUUUGAGUUAUUUAACGGAAUUUUCUCAAAUUAACGCAAUUCUUGGAUGUAAAGUCACCCAUUCUGCACCAUAUCGAAAUCCAUUUUCUAAAUGGCACGUUUCACGUGAUCAGUAUGAGGACAGAGAAUAUCCGGAAUACAUAUCCGGAACUGCUUAUCUUAUUUCCGGUGAUAUUAUUUACGAUCUCUACCAAGCAACACAAAAGGUUCCUUAUUUUAUAUUUGAGGAUGUUUUCAUAACCGGUUUGUGCCGGAAACAAAUCGGUGCUGUCGCAAAAGAACAUCAUGAGUUCAGUUGCGGUAGUCGUGAAAUUGGGCCCUGUGGAAGGAACUUUAGGUAUAGGAUUACAGGUCAUCACUAUACCCCACCGGAGGUGAAACGAAUGUGGGUAGAACUACAAAACAGAUGGUCGGACUGUCGUUUAGUGGAUUACUUCUUUAUAUAUAAUUUGAUUGAUAUUUUAAAAUGGAUAUUUCUUUAG